Molecule: messenger RNA, 1796 nt
Organism: Musa acuminata AAA Group (dessert banana)
Lineage: Eukaryota; Viridiplantae; Streptophyta; Magnoliopsida; Zingiberales; Musaceae
Product: sulfoquinovosyl transferase SQD2
Exons: 11
Coding region: 222-1538 (438 amino acids)
Biological process (GO): sulfolipid biosynthetic process; glycolipid biosynthetic process
Cellular component (GO): chloroplast envelope
Molecular function (GO): UDP-sulfoquinovose:DAG sulfoquinovosyltransferase activity
Source: RefSeq, a predicted model, not a curated record
AGAGAGACAGAGAUUGAAGCAUAUGCUCACAUGGGAUUCCUUUUUACCGCGAGCGAUGAUGAGAAUAUACUUUGAGAGGCGCAGAUACCCCGAACACCCAACAGCAGCAGAACUGCUACUGUUUAUAAAUCCUUCCUCCCACUCUCUCUUCUCUCCCGUUUCGUCUUCCUCUUGUGCCCUUCCGUCGGAGGAGGAGACCUCCAACUGCGGCGAGCGCAGGGAUGACGAUGGAAGAGAUCAGGGAGGCGUUAGUGCAGGGGGAGGAGACGCCCCCGCAGCUGUUGGAGGACCCCGAGGCCAACUCCGGGCCCCGCCGCAUUGCCCUCUUCGUUGAGCCCUCUCCCUUCGCUUAUGUCUCCGGAUAUAAGAACCGCUUUCAGAAUUUCAUAAAAAAUUUGCGUGAAAUGGGAGAUGAGGUAAUCGUUGUGACUAACCAUGAAGGGGUGCCUCAAGAGUUCCAUGGUGCAAAGGUUAUUGGUUCAUGGAGCUUUCCCUGCCCCUGGUAUCAAAAAGUUCCACUUUCCCUGGCGCUUAGCCCAAGAAUAAUUUCAGAGGUUGCAAACUUUAAGCCAGAUAUUAUUCAUGCAUCUUCACCAGGAAUCAUGGUAUUUGGUGCUCUGACAAUUGCCAAGAUGCUCUGUGUUCCUAUAGUGAUGUCAUAUCACACCCAUGUUCCAAAAUAUAUACCGAGAUAUACAUUCAGUUGGUUGGUGGAGCCAAUGUGGUCAGUCAUAAGGUUCCUUCAUAGAGCUGCUGAUCUUACUUUGGUGCCGUCAGCUGCUAUCGGCAAGGAUCUCAUAGCUGCUCAUGCAACAGCAGCCGAUAAAUUACGCCUUUGGAAUAAAGGUAUCGACUCUGAAAGCUUCCAUCCUCGUUUUUGCAGCCACGAAAUGCGUGUAAGGCUAAGUAAUGGUGAACCAGAAAAGCCUUUGUUGAUUCAUGUUGGACGCUUAGGAGUCGAAAAGAGCUUGGAUUUUCUCAAAAGGGUUAUGGAAAGGCUACCAGGAGUUAGAAUUGCAGUUGUAGGAGAUGGACCAUACAGGCCUGAACUGGAGAAGAUGUUCACAGGCAUGCCUGCGGUGUUCACAGGCAUGCUCCAAGGUGAGGAGCUCUCAAAGGCAUAUGCCAGUGGGGAUGUCUUCUUGAUGCCUUCGGAAUCUGAGACCCUGGGGCAAGUUGUGCUGGAGGCCAUGUCGUCCGGCAUCCCCGUGGUCGCAGCUCGUGCAGGAGGGAUACCUGACAUCAUACCGGAGGAGCACGAAGGGAGGACCAGCUUCCUGUUCACCCCCGGCGACCUGGAUGACUGUCUGAACAAGAUCAAACACCUGUUGGCUUGCGACGACUUCAGGGACGCCAUGGGCAGGGCGGCACGGGAGGAGAUGGAGAAGCAUGACUGGCGAGCAGCUACGCGGAUAAUACGUGACGAGAACUACAAUGCGGCCAUUUGGUUUUGGCGGAAGGAGAGGGCGCAGCUGCUGGGACCGAUCCAGUGGAUGUUCAGAUGGAUGCUCUGCUCACCGGAAAACAACUGCAGUUGAAGUCCAAAGGGAAGUUGAAGCCUGUGUAAAUUGUGCUUGAAAAGCUUGGAAAAUGUGUGGAUAAUUGGUGUAUCGGAUUGGAUUGGCAGCAGAUUGAUUCCUUGUGCAUUAUAUUUUGGGUCAGAAGACACGAGUUCUUGAUUUAGCUGCUAUGCUGUGGACCUCUCGUCUUCUAAGGUCUCAGGCCAUUUGUUGUACCAUCGAAACUGCAACAGUGAAACUAUUUAGAAUCGAUGAAUGAAGUUCUCAACUUAGUCC